Molecule: messenger RNA, 1688 nt
Organism: Balaenoptera ricei (Rice's whale)
Lineage: Eukaryota; Metazoa; Chordata; Mammalia; Artiodactyla; Balaenopteridae
Gene: TUBB2A
Product: tubulin beta 2A class IIa
Exons: 4
Coding region: 85-1422 (445 amino acids)
Biological process (GO): neuron migration; microtubule cytoskeleton organization; mitotic cell cycle
Cellular component (GO): microtubule; cytoplasm
Molecular function (GO): GTPase activity; GTP binding; structural constituent of cytoskeleton
Source: RefSeq, a predicted model, not a curated record
CGGCAGGUCUCUGCGCUCGAGUCCGCCGCUCCGUGCCGCGCACAGCGUAAGGCCCGCGCCUCCACCCGCUCCGCAGCCGGCACCAUGCGCGAGAUCGUGCACAUCCAGGCGGGCCAGUGCGGCAACCAGAUCGGCGCCAAGUUUUGGGAGGUCAUCAGCGAUGAGCAUGGGAUCGACCCCACGGGCAGUUACCAUGGAGACAGUGACCUGCAGCUGGAGAGAAUCAACGUGUACUACAAUGAAGCUGCCGGUAACAAAUAUGUGCCUCGGGCCAUCCUGGUGGAUCUGGAGCCGGGCACCAUGGACUCGGUCAGGUCUGGACCCUUCGGCCAGAUCUUCAGGCCCGACAACUUCGUGUUCGGCCAGAGCGGUGCCGGCAACAACUGGGCCAAGGGCCACUACACGGAGGGCGCGGAGCUGGUGGACUCGGUCCUGGACGUGGUCCGGAAGGAGUCGGAGAGCUGUGACUGUCUGCAGGGCUUCCAGCUGACCCACUCGCUGGGGGGCGGCACCGGCUCCGGGAUGGGUACCCUCCUCAUCAGCAAGAUCCGCGAGGAGUACCCCGACCGCAUCAUGAACACCUUCAGCGUGAUGCCCUCGCCCAAGGUGUCGGACACGGUGGUGGAGCCCUACAACGCCACGCUGUCCGUGCACCAGCUCGUGGAGAACACGGACGAGACCUACUCCAUUGACAACGAGGCGCUGUACGACAUCUGCUUCCGCACCCUGAAGCUGACCACGCCCACCUACGGGGACCUCAACCACCUGGUGUCGGCCACCAUGAGCGGGGUCACCACGUGCCUGCGCUUCCCGGGCCAGCUCAACGCCGACCUGCGCAAGCUGGCCGUGAACAUGGUGCCCUUCCCGCGCCUGCACUUCUUCAUGCCCGGCUUCGCGCCGCUGACCAGCCGGGGCAGCCAGCAGUACCGCGCGCUGACGGUGCCCGAGCUCACGCAGCAGAUGUUCGACUCCAAGAACAUGAUGGCCGCCUGCGACCCGCGCCACGGCCGCUACCUGACCGUGGCCGCCAUCUUCCGGGGCCGCAUGUCCAUGAAGGAGGUGGACGAGCAGAUGCUCAACGUCCAGAACAAGAACAGCAGCUACUUCGUGGAGUGGAUCCCCAACAACGUGAAGACGGCCGUGUGCGACAUCCCGCCGCGCGGCCUCAAGAUGUCGGCCACCUUCAUCGGCAACAGCACGGCCAUCCAGGAGCUGUUCAAGCGCAUCUCGGAGCAGUUCACGGCCAUGUUCCGCCGCAAGGCCUUCCUGCACUGGUACACGGGCGAGGGCAUGGACGAGAUGGAGUUCACCGAGGCCGAGAGCAACAUGAACGACCUGGUGUCCGAGUACCAGCAGUACCAGGACGCCACGGCCGACGAGCAGGGGGAGUUUGAGGAGGAGGAGGGCGAGGACGAGGCCUGAGCCCCGAGCGCGGCUGGACGUGGCUGGAGGCCGCGUGGCUGGAGGCCGGGAGGAGAGCGAGGGGGAGGCCUGAGAACUUCUGAAAUAAGUCGUGCAUCCUUAGUGAACUUCUGUUGUCCUCAAUCAAGCAUGGUCUAUUUGUAUACUAUGGUGCUCAGUUUUGCCUCUGUCAGAAAUUCACACUGUUGAUGUAGUAACAUGGAACUCCUCUGGAAAUUGCAGUAUUGUCUAAGAUAUCUAUACUAAUAAAAAAGCAUGUGUCCAGA